Molecule: messenger RNA, 915 nt
Organism: Pocillopora verrucosa
Lineage: Eukaryota; Metazoa; Cnidaria; Anthozoa; Scleractinia; Pocilloporidae
Product: protein lin-12-like
Molecular function (GO): calcium ion binding
Source: RefSeq, a predicted model, not a curated record
AUGAAGCGCUGCGGCCGCAUGUUUUCUCUCCUAUAUCGGUUUUUUUUGUUCGGAGGCUGGUUUUACAGCUUAACAGCUGCAAACCAUGAUGGCUGUCGACGUCUCAAGUUUCUGGAGCCAAUAGAUGGAUAUGCAUUGAUAGGCCACGUCUUUAAAAACAUUUCAUUAUCAGUCGGAAUACAUAUGUAUAGUCACUGCAGAAAUUGGUGUACUAUUGAAGACAGAUGUACAUCGAUUAACAUGGUACCAAGGGAAAAAGAUGAAAUGAUAUGCCAGCUGAGUGACUCGGACCAACUACAACACCCAAAUGAUCUGAAACCGACGGCAGGCUUAAUGUAUAGAGGCACGGAGAAUAAGUGCUACCUCAACAAGUGCUACAACAACGCAACUUGCCUGGUUGGAUUUACGGACAAGGGAUAUAAGUGUAUAUGUCCACCUGGAUACACAGGAGAACAUUGCGAAGAUGUCGACGAAUGCCAAAAUGAUAUCCAUGAGUGCAUCAAGGAUGUGGCAACAUGUGUAAAUCAACUUGGAUCCUACUAUUGCAUUUGUAACCAUGGAUACACGGGGGACGGAAAAACCAAUUGCAUACCUGAAGAAUGUCGAAGAUACACAAAAUUGACGGACAAGACCAGGAAAAACACGUACGUCACCAAAAACAAAAAAUGCGACAAACACCUUGGUCCUGGCUGGUUUCGUUUCCAAGGAGAUGCGGGAACCAAGAUGCCGACUAAAUGUCAACCCUUGUCGAGAUGUGAUGCGUAUAAAACAGGUUGGCUGCGCGGCACUCAUCCAUCAGUGGCUGAAGGCGCAGAUGUGAAUAAAGGUGAGGAUAAUGAUGGAGGAGGGGAUGAAGACAAGGUUGAGAAGGAGCAUAAGGAUGGAGAUAAGGAUGGGGAUGAUUUUCGGGAAUGA